Molecule: messenger RNA, 552 nt
Organism: Striga asiatica
Lineage: Eukaryota; Viridiplantae; Streptophyta; Magnoliopsida; Lamiales; Orobanchaceae
Source: the annotation of a GenBank genome assembly
AUGUCCAUAAGCCCAUCUUUAAGGCCCAAAAAUUCUGAACUUUCACGAAGCUUCUUCCUCCUCCUGUCCCCCCAAAAGGAAGAACCAAGAAGCAUAGCUUUCAUCGAUUGGCGUGCGAAUUUCGCAGAUUCGUCCUUAAUUCUGGCGCUAAUGACUGCUUCAUCUCUUGUGAGAAAAUUCAGGCCGAUCUCCUCUUCAAGAGGAAGAUGGGCUGGGACUUUGACUCCUAGGAAACAAUCAAAUGAUGAUGCUAGCGAAGCACGUAUAGAGAAGGAGAAAGUCGAGCCGAUUACCACCUUCAGCCGGCCGCCUCCAUUUUCCCCUUUCCUUGGAUCUCUCAUUGCCCUUUCAAUGCUGCAAUCGUGGAGCAAAAGGGAUAACAAUGACGAUUGACGAACGGCAGGUGAAAUGAAGCCUUUACGUUUGUGUUGGUUUUGUUGUGGAUGUUUUUGGAUUACACAAAAUGAGUCUUUGUAAAUAUUGUAAAACUGAAAAUAAAUAAAUCUUGUAGUUCUCUCGUAGAAUAAGUUUUGCGAGUUGUUGUAGUACUCG